CGGUGCGUCCGGCGUCCGUUCGGGGGCAAGCAGCAGCCACCGACGAUGGUGAUCAUCCACAAUCCACAACGGCAAAACGACGUCGACUGAAGACACUCUCCGUGCUUUUGCUGACCACAACUACCUCUACGCUACUAGUAGCUAGGUUCGAGGAUCCUCAUUCAUUGCGUUCUAGCUAGCUAGAGAAAAGAAUGGCUCAGUUUAUUGUGAAUCCGAAACCGUUUCUGGCAGAUCUGACGGGCAAGACAGUGCGAGUCAAGCUGAAAUGGGGUAUGGAAUACGAAGGCGUCCUUACCAGUGUGGAUAGUUACAUGAACGUCCACUUGGAGAGCACACAAGAGUACGUGGAUGGCCAGUUUGCUGGCUUCUUGGGGGAGGUGUUGAUUCGUUGCAACAAUAUACUAUACAUCAAGGCAGCCCCACCACCAGAUGACGAUGACGAGGAAGACGAGAAGGGCAAGGCCUCAGAGAAAAUGGAAGAGUAACCUCCCUACAACUCCAUGAAUAUUUUAAUCAAUUCAGCCAGAGCAAAGUCAAUCAAUAAUUUGGGGGGAGACUCUGGAUCCGUCAGCCCGAUCUUCAGUGGAAGUCCAACAAUCAAGCAUCACGUACUGGU
This is a messenger RNA of Seminavis robusta, 616 nucleotides long. Lineage: Eukaryota; Bacillariophyta; Bacillariophyceae; Naviculales; Naviculaceae. The record is from the annotation of a GenBank genome assembly.